Messenger RNA from Astyanax mexicanus (Mexican tetra), 6161 nucleotides. RefSeq names its product transforming growth factor, beta 2 (gene tgfb2). The record is from RefSeq and is a predicted model, not a curated record. Gene Ontology annotation, biological process: transforming growth factor beta receptor signaling pathway; BMP signaling pathway; SMAD protein signal transduction. Bases 1354 to 2559 code for a protein of 401 amino acids. NCBI's taxonomy places the organism in Eukaryota, Metazoa, Chordata, Actinopteri, Characiformes, Acestrorhamphidae. The transcript is spliced from 7 exons. Gene Ontology annotation, molecular function: type III transforming growth factor beta receptor binding; cytokine activity; growth factor activity. Gene Ontology annotation, cellular component: extracellular region.
AAUAUAAACUGUUAAUUCAACGUUAAAACAACAACAGACAUUACUUCAAUCAUAUUUCACCCACAUUUAAAUGUUGAAGGUCGGUUGUAUGCCAGCUUGGCAAGUCUGUGUCUCGAACUUUGUACAUGUCUGAUAUAAUAUGAUUUUUUAAUGUUUAGUUUCCUUAAAGUCUAAACAACCUGCCGGCGUUAGGACCCCGUGGCUAUGCUAAGGAACUCCCCGUUGCUGUGUGUGUGUGUGCGUGUGUGUGUCAGUGCGCGCGGCGCUGCAGUAUUUACACUGAGUCUCUGAGUGACCGGGGGCUGCAUUAGUGCUGCGCUGUGAGCGGAAUGACCACAACCUCAGCACGCUGACAAAGCGCGAGAGAGCACGUGGUGAGGCUCGUCCUGUAUAAAUCUCACUGCCGCUCGCUCUGCUGGUGUGUGUGUGUGUGUGAGAGAGAAAGAGUGUGUGAGUGACUUUGAAGGGAGUGAGUGUGAGUGCUUGCGCAGCCGGCCUUCAGAGGAAGAUGCGUGUGCCUAGUGGUGCUUUUCGGUUGGAGGCGAUGGAGAGAGGAUCGUGAGCGGCGGUGCGCGGUGAACGGACACUAACUGAAGAGGCGCUACGUCUUGUUGUUUGUUGCGGGCCUCUAUAUCUCUAUUUAUCUUUUUUUUUGCGAAACAGUGGAUAGUGUGUGUGUAAGUGUGUGUUUGUUGAGUUGAGUGCCUUGGCGUGGGUGGGUGUUUAUGUGCGUAAAAGUGCGCGCGCGUGUGUGUUUGUGUGUAUGUACGCGCGAGUGCGCGAGAUGCCCUGAGAGGCGGCGUAAAAUCGCGUGUAACUUUUGAGGGUUCGUGGGCGCGAGCGCGGUGCCUGGGAUGAGCGGAUUUCUUCAUCACUCUUGUCAUCAACGUCAUUAUCAUCAUCUGCAUCACCAGCAGCAUCCUCAGUCUCAUCAUCACUGUUAUCUUCAUCAUCAUCUUCAACAUAACCAUCAUCAUCAUCAUCAUCAUCAGUAUCCGAGCCCUCUCCGCGCGCACACUGGAUCCCAGUGGAAUCUGCGGAACGUUCCAGGAGUUCCUUUCCGUUCCCCCCAAUAAGCCUCGGGUGUAGCCCCCUAAACUACAGCUAUACAGCCCAUCUACACUGUUCCAGCGCGCGCACAGAUGCGUGCAGUCUCCGGUCUCCCGUCCGCAGCGCGCGCAUCCCACCUCCUCUAACCCUCGCUACCUUCUUGCCAAUCUUCUCCGAGACUCAUCUUUUUUUUUUUUUGCUGGACUGUUGAAAACUGUCUAGGCCGGUGCGCGUUGUUGGAUACGGGGAACGGGGAAAGCGCGCGAGGAGGCAGAAAGACGUGUUCGGACCCCCAACCCCGCCAUGAACGUCUACGUGCUCACCCUGCUGCUCGCGCUGGAGCUGGCGCCCGCGGCGCGCGGCCUCUCCACGUGCAGCACGCUCGACAUGGACCAGUUCAUGAAGAAGCGCAUCGAGGCCAUCCGAGGGCAGAUCCUCAGCAAGCUCAAGCUCACCAGCCCGCCCGAGGAGUACCCGGAGCCGGAGGACGUGUCCCGGGACAUCAUCGCCAUCUACAACAGCACGCGCGACCUGCUGCAGGAGAAAGCCAACGAGCGCGCCGCCACGUGCGAGCGCCAGCGCAGCGAGGAGGAGUACUACGCCAAGGAGGUGCACAAGAUCGACAUGCACCGCUUCGACCCAAACGGGAAUUCCAUCCCUCCGAACCACUACAACCCUUACUUCAGACGGCUCAGGUUUGAUGUGAGCCCCAUGGAGAAGAACGCCUCCAACCUGGUGAAAGCUGAGCUGAGGAUCUUCAGGCUGCAGAACCCCAAGGCCCGUGUGCCUGAGCAGCGCAUUGAGCUUUAUCAGAUCCUGGCCCACAAGGACCUGACUUCGCCCACACAGCGCUACAUCGACAGCAAGGUGGUGCGGACCAACACGGAGGGCGAGUGGCUGUCGUUUGAUGUGACGGAGGCGGUCAGCGAAUGGCUUCUACACAGAGACAGAAACAGUGGAUUCAAGAUCAGCCUGCACUGUCCCUGCUGUACGUUUGUGCCGUCAAAUAAUUACAUCAUCCCAAACAAGAGCGAGGAGUUGGAGGCCCGCUUUGCAGGGAUUGAUGAUAGCAUCUCUGGUGUAGGUAAAAAGCGUCGCCCGCACUUGUUGCUCAUGCUGCUUCCUUCCUACCGCCUGGAGUCCCAGCACAAGAGCCACAGACAGAAACGAGCUUUGGAUGCUGCUUUCUGCUCCAGGAAUGUCCAGGACAACUGCUGCCUGCGCUCGCUCUACAUCGAUUUCAAGAGGGACCUGGGAUGGAGGUGGAUCCAUGAGCCAAAAGGCUACAAUGCCAACUUCUGUGCCGGAGCAUGUCCUUAUCUCUGGAGUGCAGACACUCAACAUAGCAAGGUCCUUGGUCUAUAUAACACCAUAAAUCCAGAAGCGUCGGCCUCUCCAUGCUGUGUAUCCCAAGACUUGGAGCCUCUUACUAUCCUUUACUUCAUUGGCAAGACUCCCAAAAUUGAGCAGCUUUCCAACAUGAUCGUCAAGUCCUGCAAAUGCAGCUAGGAACUGGCUACAGCUGCACAAAGACAUCCACACACACAAACACACACAUAUACGCAUACACAUGCACACACAAACACGCACACAUUCAUACAUACACACAAUAAUUUAAAUUCAGUCACAAACGGCUCACGCAGGUAUAGAAAGCACUGUGCAGGCAGGGUACCAUGGAAUAUAAAUCAAUGUAUUCCUAUAACCAGCAAAUGCAUUCAAACAAAGGAUACCCAGGCAUGCAUGCAGAGCCAUUGCCUUGCACUUGUGUACAGUAUAUGCGGGUGUGGGUAUGUGUGUGUGUGUGUGUGUGUGCUGGGAAAAAAAAAAUGGCCUCAUAAGCACGUCUCAUCUCACACACUCGUAUCACACCAGGACGUGAGCAUGGAAAACACUGGAAGUACAUGAUGUGUCUACAUGUGAAGUAGAAGAGAGAAUCCCUCAUUUCAGCAAGCAAUUAUGGAAAAUCCCUUCUUUUUAUUAUUAAUAUUAUUAUUUCUUUCCUUUCUUUACCUGUGCGUCCCUCAGAACUGUAGAGAUGUGUUGUUUUUUAUUGUUUUCUUCUUAUUUGAAAGCUGGAUUUGGUUCUUUGGGGUCGUCGAUGACCCUAGGACUAUGAGCGACCAUGUUCGUCCUGUUCUUCUGUCAAAAGGGACACAGAGAGAAAAAAGGAGGACUGAAAAUAGCUUAGCUGAAUGGAAUAUCAGGGCUUACCAAGAGGAGAUCAAGACACUUCCACCGAGCAAGCUACACAUCCAGCUUUGUGCUGAGUCACUGGCUGUGAACUACGACUGCAGCAGGUGUGAAGAAUGCCUCGUAACGUGUUCAGUGUUUGGGUUUGUCGCAUAAAAAAGGAAAAAAAGAUCAACAAAGUUGCCUGUCGAGGAGCUCUGGAAGUGUGUGAAUGAAGAGCCCUGGAAGUGGAGAAGGCAUAGCCAUGGAGAGAGUGGGAGUGAUUGGUAAAUACAGUGAAAUGCAAGAGUUGACUUUGUUUAUGCAUCUUUAAUACAAAUCAGACCAUAGAACAUAAUUGUAUACACACCUGCCACAAUUGGAAAACACUGACAUACACACACACACACACACAAACACAUACACAUUCUAAAGGGCGGAUUUCUUUUUGGGAAGGAGUUGAAGCACCAACAGCACAUUUCAACACUUUUAUUUAGGCCUCUUUUGGGAUUUUUUUUUUUUGAUCACCCCCUAAAUCUGCUAGUGUUAAAUCAACUCACAGGGUUCAUUUAACUCUAUCAGUGUUGACACUGUUUAACACUGGCUAAUUUACUGUGUCAACUUACUAUUAAAUCAGUAAAUGUGAUUAGGUACACUUCAUAAUCUGAUUUCUGCAGAGCAUCUGUGUUUGUCAGUUAUACAACUAUUUUGUUUGCUUGAACUUGAGUAAUCAGAUAAUGGGAAAACUCUGAGUUGGUAAAAAAUCAAUGAGUUAAUAACUCAAGUGGGCUCAACAUGAACAUACACCAGCCAGAAAAUGAAGAUCAUGACUGAGAAAUCUGAGAAUACAGUACCAAUCAAAGGUUUGGACACACCCCUUCUCAUUCUGUGUUUUUUAUUAUUUCUAAAGUACACAUAUGAAAUUAUGUAGUAAACCAAAUAUGUGUUUGUGCUCCACAAUUCCCUGAUCUAAACCUGAUCAACUGAGAUGGUGAUUUGAGGUGAUUUAGGAUGAGCUGGAGCUUCACAGCAUGAAGGAAAAGCAGCAACUACUGCUCAGCACCUCCAGAAACUCCUUCAAGACUCUGAGAAAACUAUUCCAGGUGACUCUACCUCAUGAAGACACUGAGAUUAAAAUACUAAGAAUCACAAAGACCUAUAAAACAUAUUUUGGUUUCUUAAGCACAUUUUGUUUCCAAUAAUAACCUUAAAGUCUUCAAUAUUAAGUUUACUAUGCAAAAAAAAAAUAAUCAAAGAAAGAAAGCACAGUGAAUGAGAAGAGGUAUAUGCAGACUUUUGACAGGUACUGUAUAUGGACAGAGGAAUAUGAUUAGCCAAGAGCUAAGCUCUCUUUAUUGGAUUUCUUAUUCAGAUUUUAGCUCAGUAAUCAUAUUCCCCAGUCCAUUAAUACUUUUGACCAGACUAUUCACAGAUUUCUUGGUCUGUUUCUUGCAUAUGUAAAAAAGACCAUGUUCAUAGUGUACAUGUGCACAUGGACUGAGAAAUACAAUUGCUGAGCUAAAAUCCAGAUUCUUUGAUCAGAGAGAGUAUGCUGUUUACAUGACUACUUGAAUAUACAGAUAACUGCAGUCAUUCACUUAUAAUCGGAUUAUGAAGUGCAUGUAAACGCAUUGUUGGGCAAUCCUGUUACUCAAUCCUGGUUUUGGAGACACCCUGUUACCACAUAUUGUAUUGCUUAUCCUUCCUCCAACAGAUUGAUUCUUGAAACUGAUCAUUUAAUAAGUCCUACCAGUACUAGUGUCAGAGGUUGUGUAAAAGGGGAAAAGGAUGCCUCUAGUACCAUGAAUAAAAAAAGACUGUUGUACUAAUUUAAUGAUUAAUGAUCACAUCUUUAGAGAGGUACCGAGAGCAGGGUCACAGCAGGUGAUGAGGGGUAACAGAGAGAUGGACGGGUGUCGUGUCAGAUGAAGGGCAGGAGGACAGAAGAAGGAUUUUGGAAAAGUGAUGGAGAGCAUGUAGACGUCUUGCAUGAUGUCUGCAACGUCUCGCUUUAAUAAUGGGGGUCAAUAAGAGACGAGCACAUCCAAGUGAGCCUGUUUUACAAUGUGGCAUCAGCAUCAGCAGUGAGUGGGUUUAGAAGGCUACACUAUUUGAUUUACUGAAGCGCUGGAACAACCAUGAACACAAAAUACAGGCCAUUAGAAAAAAAUUGCGCCACACUCAAAUCAAAGAACAGAGCCCUUAUUUUAUUUGUGUAUUUGUGAGUUUGUUCCCCCUUUUCUGAGGAACAAAGAUUCUUUCAUACGAUGAAUUGCACUGACUGUAUUUUACAUCUACCUUUUUAUUUGUAACUUUUGUUCAUUUGUUUGUUUACUUCUUUGUUUUAUAGUCAUUGCUUUCCCCAAGUGUUAAUUAAAAGUGUUAGGACAGGGCAGGGUGUGGCUUGUCGGUAGAAAUCGCCCUGCUUUGAGACAGAAAACUGAUAAAAAAAAAAGAUCAGUGUAGAACCAAUAUUUCUCACCAACCCCCUAUAAUAUGUAGGUGACACUACGCCACAGCCCCCCACCAAGCACCACAUCCCCUGUUAUAGCAAUAGUGCCAGUGGACUUCCUUAGAACACGGGAAGUGGAAGGAGGCACCAGCGUUGUCACAUUAGAGUAGGGGAUAGGAUCUUGUUAAUCCCGUCCUCCCAGACAAACUCCCAGACAAUCCACUCUUUGUUGAGUUUCUAAUCCCAGAACUCUUGAGCCAGAUAAGGAAGGGCUGUAGGACGCCUGGCUCAGACGUGGAGAGGUGUGGAGUCGAGCAUGGACAGGCUGGGAGUCCUCAAGGACCAGAUCAGUGACCUCUGUGUUAGAGCUGUUUAUUUUUAUGUUCGUUGUUUAUGAUGUUGAUGAUGUUGUUGACCCACUAUGAUGUAUUGUAACACAUUAUUGUUGUGGUGCUCUAGUGGUAAAUAAAUUAUUUAAGUUACAAGGGAA